This is a messenger RNA of Mercurialis annua (annual mercury), 6650 nucleotides long. Its product is annotated as autophagy-related protein 2. The transcript has 14 exons. The coding region runs from base 271 to 6219 and encodes 1982 amino acids. Gene Ontology annotation, biological process: autophagosome assembly; autophagy of mitochondrion; piecemeal microautophagy of the nucleus. Gene Ontology annotation, molecular function: phosphatidylinositol-3-phosphate binding. Lineage: Eukaryota; Viridiplantae; Streptophyta; Magnoliopsida; Malpighiales; Euphorbiaceae. The record is from RefSeq and is a predicted model, not a curated record. Gene Ontology annotation, cellular component: phagophore assembly site; extrinsic component of membrane.
AUUAUUUUAUUGUUAAGAAAACAGAGGAAAACCCUAACCAACAUGAAAGUCGUCAAAUCCAAUUCAAAUCCUAAUUCCUCAAACCCCUAAAAUUCGUACUCCGACUCUGUCUCUUGAUGGAGGAUCAUCCCAAAUCUUCCAUCUCGAGCACAAUUUUCCCUUAAAUUACCCUUACUUUACUGCAUAAAACCCUAAUUUGAAAACUAAAACUUCUAUUUUAUAUUUAUUGUUUUGUCAACUCUACUACCGAUUCUCUUAAAUUAAGUAAAGAUGUUUGGGUGGAACUUUGCGAAAUCGGCGGAGGCCGUGUUUUCGCGGUGGGCAAUGAAGCGGAUUUUGAAGUUCUUGUUGAAAAAGAAAUUAGGUCAAUUUAUUUUAGGUGAUAUUGAUCUUGAUCAGCUUGAUAUUCAGCUCCGUCAAGGCACUAUUCAACUUAAUGAUCUUGCCCUUAAUGUUGAUUAUCUUAAUCAUAAGUUAGGUGGAACUACACCUGUCUUUAUUAAAGAAGGAUCGGUCGGGUCUCUAUCAGUUAAAAUGCCUUGGGGUGGUAAAGGUUUUCAGGUUGAGGUGGAUGAACUUGAGCUUGUGUUUUCACUUGCAUCUUGUUCGAGGAGUAACACGCCGGAUGGAGAUGAGAGCACUGAUUUAAAUCAACACAGUGAUUCUCAUAUGCAAAGUGAUGGAGGAAAUUAUAUGGCUGAUGGUUCUGCGAAUUCUAGUAUCGAUAAUGUACAUGAAGGUGUCAAGACAAUUGCUAAUAUGGUUAAAUGGUUUCUGGAAAACUUCAAUGUAAAUAUAAAAAAUUUAAUUGUUGCUUUUGAACCGUAUUGGGAGGAUGAUAAGAAGGCUGAGAAUCAGAAAAUCUUGGUUCUUCGAAUAUCUGAAACAAAAUGUGGAACAUGUGUUUCUGAAGAUGCUAAUUUGAAUUGUGAUGCAAGAGUUGAGAGUUUUCUUGGAAUUAGUCAUUUGACAAACUUUAUAACCUUUCAAGGAGCUGUACUAGAACUUCUUCAGAUGGAUGUUGCUGACAAACAAACCUCCUUGUCUUCUCCACUAGGUUCUAGUUUCAAUGAGUUCUUUUCGGUGCAUUGUCCAUCAAAGGAUAGAAUUCCAAUUCUGUGUGGAAGUAAAGGUGAAUUUUCAGGGAACUUAAGGUUAAGUAUUCCGUGGAAGAAUGGUUCCUUAGACAUUCGCAAAGUGGAUGCGACUGUUUCUAUUGAUCCAUUGGAGUUGAGAUUGCAGCCCAGUACCAUUAAAUGGUUGUUACUUUUAUGGAACUCUUACAAGACUUUGGAGGAGGGGCUCCACAACAAGCCAACAGACUCUGUUGAUUUGAACUUGUCCUCCCAUUUCUAUUCAUCAACUCUUGAUCGUGGCAGUUUUUCUUCUGCCGUUUCUUCUUUAACCGGGAAAGAAUCAGCAAGUGACGCUAUGCUACCCGGAUCACAUCUUAUACCAGAUUGGGUUCCAAAUUCCAUGGAAGAACAGAAUAAAUCUGUUAGCACAGAAGACCAUGACCUUGGAGCAAGUGUGGACCAGUUUUUUGAGUGUUUUGAUGGAAUGAGAAGUUCACAAUCAGCCUUGGGAAGCAGCGGAAUGUGGAACUGGACAUGUUCUGUUUUCAGUGCAUUAACAGCUGCGUCAAGCCUUGCAUCAGGAUCUCUGCAUAUCCCCUCAGAACAGCAGCAUAUUCAAACUAACCUGGAAGCAGCUGUUGCCAGAAUAUCUAUCAUCUUAUCAUUCCAAGAUGACUAUCAGGAUUAUCUAUAUAACUCAAAGGGUAAUCAAAGUAGUAGUGAUUCAAAUGAUCAUUAUAUGGUAGCAGAAUGCCACGAAAUAUUUGUUGCUUUACAGGUAUGUCCUCAACAAAUUAUGUUUGAAGGAAAAGUAAAGCAUAUUGACGUUGCUGAUUACUUGUUCAAUGGAAUUGAUGCCAUGAACUUUCAGUUGAAAGAGUGUAGUGGUGAUAGCAACUUUCAAACUCUUUCUAUUCAACAACUUCAAGGUGAAGUUCAAGGAGCUCUUCCUCCAUUUGCAUCACCUGCCAAAGAUCCCGAGUUGAAUGAGUUAGGUGCUGAAAAAGCUAAACAUUUUGUCUUUAGACAUAUGACCAAAAUUGAACUGUUCGUUACCUCAGGCGUGACUCAUUGCCAUUUUUGUGUCAAGUCUGAUUCCGCAGAUGCAAGUUUAAAAGAGAAAACAUCUUUUUCAUUGCGAUUGCCAAAUUUUAUACUUUGGGUGAACUUCUGGUCAAUACAAAUGUUUUUAGAUCUUCUGAAAGACAUAAGAAAUCAUGUUAAAAUGCAUAGUCCGGUGCAAGAAUGUUCAUCUGUCAACAGUAAGCAUGGCUCAUCUAUUGGAGAUGUUAAAAAGGGUUUAGUGCCUGGUGUCUCAACAGAGUCUUCAACAGAAACUUUGAAAGGUACUAUAUCAAUCCUUUAUGCAAGGAUCAUUUUGUGUUUCCCUUUUGGAACUGGUAAAAGCGAGGGCAACUUUUCUUGGGAUCAGUUUAUUGCUUUCGAAUUUUCUGCGCCAUGGACUUUCAGAGAAGGAGAAGUUCAAGAUCUUCACUUGUUGUCAAAUUCCAGUUCUAGGAAGAGGUAUACUUCAAAGUCAACAUGCUCAGUGAAUUUGAAAAUUGGUAAUCUAAAGGCUUAUGUUGUUAACCGAUCAUGUGAAAGCUAUGGUGGAACCAACUCCUCUGGCUCUCCAAGACAGGUAUUUUGCGCUGAAAAUAUUUUAUCCGUCAGCAACAGAGCUGGCUGUCUUUCUACCAUUAGUAUGCAAUGGCAACAGAGUUCUGUAAUAGGUCCUUUGAUAUUUGAGAGUGCCAAGUCCCUGGCUACUGCUGAGGAAUCUAGGAGCAGGAGAAAAACCACUGUGAAAGGUUCUGAAUUUGUGUCUGUGACUGCUAUGAAGGAUCUGGUUGACACAAGUUUUCAAAUCCAAGAAGAGAUAAUCUUAAGCUCUGUAUUUGUGCUGCAUAUUAAUCUGUUUUCCGUUACCAUUGAUUUAGGAAGCUCUCAAUAUGCUAAUUUACACAAUCUUUUAAAUCAGAUGAUUAAUGCAUUAUCAGGAGCAGCCUCUGAGAUAGUAAAUACUGAGGAGGCAUCAUCUUCCUCUCAAACAUCGUUCCUUCUGGAAUGUGUUUCUGUAGAGAUUUUAAUUAGACCAGAUAUGCAAGAGGAUGGUAAAAGUUCAUUGCAGAAUGAACUUCCUGGAUCCUGGCAUUGUUUAAAGUUGAAACUUCAGAAGCUUGAUCUCUUAUCUGUUUUAAACAUUGGAAGCAUUGAAGGAGCCAAAUUUUUCUGGCUUAGUCACGGAGAAGGCAAAUUGUGGGGUUCCGUAACUGGGGUUCCCGACAAGGAGUUUCUUCUGAUUUCUUGUAGCAACUCGUCAAGGAAACGUGGUGAUGGAGGAGGUUCAAAUGUUCUAUCUUCUAGACUUGCUGGUUCUGACAUUGUUCACCUAUGGGAUCCAAUGAACUUUGAUGAGAUUUCAUCUAUUACUGUCAGAUGUGGGACAAUUGUUGCUGUUGGUGGCCGAUUAGAUUGGUUGGACUCAAUAUCUUCCUUUUUCACAUUGCCAGCUCAUGAAGUUGAGAAAGCAGGUCAUGCAGAUUUUCAAAAGGGGAAUGUAAAUGCACCAGGUGGGACUACUUUCAUUCUUAAAUUUGUUGAUAUUGGUUUAAGUUACGAGCCCCAUGGGAAGAAUUCAGUGAUUACCAAUCUCUAUUCUGACUCUGACUCAAAUUCCUCAUAUUACAAAGAAGAAACAAGUGAGCCACAUGUUGCUUGUCUGUUGGCUGCAUCUUCCUUGAUUAUUACGAGUACAGUUGGAGAAAAUUCUGCUAACAACUUCAAAAUAAGAGCGCAAGAUAUAGGUUUCCUUCUUUGUCCGGCAUUUGAGAAUCUCUUUGGCACUUACAGUGUUGAAUAUCUUCGAGAGAUGGGCUAUGUUAAAGUUGCUCGGGAGGCACUUCUUGAAGCAAUUUUGAGAAUAAACCCUGAAAGUGGCCUUCCUUGGGAGUUAGAAUGUUCAGAAUCCCACAUUUAUGUUGAAACCUGCCAUGACAGUACUUCUCAUUUGAUUAUGUUGGCUGCUCAACUCCAACCUCUUUUUGCUCCUGAUUUGGAGGAAUCAUUUGUGCAUUUACAGGCUCGGUGGGAUAAUGUUCAUCAGGCUCGAGAGAGUAAUGAAUUCAAUGAAAAUUGUAGAAAGUCUGCCUAUAAUAGUCCUUUGUCAACUUCUCAAGUGCAUGUCUCAGGUGUGGAUACAGAUAACAAGCUUGCGAGUGUUGGUUUGAUGGAUGAAAUAUGUGAAGAUGCUUUUUCUUCCGAGGGAAAUGAAGAUUGCCAAUUUGAUUCUAUUGAAUCAAGAGUUUGUGAUUCAUUUGAUAAAAGUCCCCUCAGAGAGGCUUGCUGCCUGAACAUUGGAGAUCCUGAAAGUGUGUCUGAGGAUUUAUUUUUUGAUGGAUCAGCGCCUUCAGUAGGAUUUGGAAGUGCUGAAACCUCAUAUUUACAGAAUGGUGUCUUACCAGAACUUCUAGAAGGCUAUUGCCUGUCUGACUUGCGCCCACUGUCAGAAUUGUCCUUUGGCAUGCAAUCACCAUCUGAGAUUCUCAAGUGCCAGUCCAGAAAUUUUCAGGAUAUAGAUCGCGGAAGAGGAAAUAGUGGAUGGUAUGGGGAUGCCUCUUUAAGCGUUGUGGAAAAUCACAUUUCUGAAGCAAGUUGGGGAGCUAGUUUGAAUCAGGUUUUGGAAAACAGGCUUCCAUCUUAUGAGUGUACAGGAUCUGAUGAAGGUGGAAAGCCCACAGGGCGUAUACGUCUUAAGAACAUCAAUCUAAGUUGGAGAAUGUUUGGUGGUUCUGACUGGCACUCAAAUGAAAGGGAUGGUGAGGCCUCUAGAGAAGUCCACGGAAGAGAUACAACUUCUUAUCUAGAGAUUGUAUUAUCUGGAAUACAGUUGCAAUAUGACCUUUUCCCAGUUGGUGGAAUUUAUGCUUCUAAGCUAUCACUUUCAGUUCAGGAUUUUUACCUUUGUGACAGGAGCAAAUCUGCACCUUGGACACGGGUACUGGGAUAUUAUCGUUCAAAAGGUCGCCCUAGGGAGUCAUCUUCAAAAGCACUGAUGCUGGAGUUGGAAGCUGUCAGACCAGAUCCUCAAAUUCCUCUUGAGGAGUACCGGUUGCAUGUAGGCCUACUUCCUAUUAUAUUGCAACUUCACCAGAGUCAACUUGAUUUUCUCAUUGCCUUUUUCGGGGCAAAAAGCUCGUCGGCUGACCAGUCUUUGAUUCAUAGUCAGAAUUCAGACGGGGCAAAACCAUUUGCAACGAAGAAUCUUGCAGGACACAGAAUUGCAGUUGAGGCGCUGCUCCCCUAUUUUCAGAAGUUUGAUGUGCAGCCUGUCAUUCUCCGGGUCGACUACAGCCCUCGUCGUGUUGAUCUAGCAGCAUUAGGAGGCGGGAAUUAUGUGGAACUUGUAAAUCUUGUCCCUUGGAAGGGGGUUGAGCUGGAGCUCAAACAUGUUCACGCAGCUGGUGUUUAUGGCUGGGCCAGUGUAUGUGAAACAAUCAUAGGGGAGUGGUUGGAGGAUAUAUCUCAAAAUCAGAUACAUAAGGUCUUGCAAGGCCUUCCUACUAUUCGAUCCUUGGUUGCUGUUGGUAGUGGUGCUGCAAAGCUUGUUUCUUUGCCAGUUGAGAGUUAUAGGAAGGACCGCAGAGUAGUCAAAGGAAUGCAGAGAGGUACAAUCGCAUUUCUUAGAAGUAUAUCACUUGAAGCAGUUGGACUUGGGGUACAUUUGGCAGCAGGAGCUCAUGACAUUUUGCUCCAGGCAGAAAGUAUUCUGGCAAAGAAGAUUCCUUCUUCUGUUUCAUGGCCUGUAAAGGGCAAUACAAAACCAAAUGUAAGGUGCAAUCAGCCGAAAAAUGCCCAACAAGGAUUUCAACAGGCAUAUGAAAGCCUCAGUGAUGGCCUCGGGAGGUCUGCCUCUGCUUUAGUUCAGAUGCCAUUGAAAAAAUACCAGCGCGGAGCCAGUGCAGGAUCUGCCUUGGCAACUGCUGUACGGGGUGUUCCUGCUGCUGCUAUAGCUCCAGUUUCUGCUUGUGCGAGUGCAGCGCAUUAUACUCUUCUUGGCCUUAGAAAUAGCCUUGAUCCUGAGCACAAGAAAGAGUCCAUGGAUAAGUAUCUGGGUCCCAGUCAAUCAAGUGAUUUGGAUUGAGUUGAAUAUCGGGUAGCACCUUGAAACAAAGGACGAACGCAUUUUUCCUGUCCUUUCCGUUAUUCUCUUUGCAGUGAUGGCUGGCUGUGACACGUGAGUGAAUUCUCCCGUAACUUCUUCGCGUACAUAGGCUUAAUACGCCACUUGUUGGUCUCCCGCAUAGUCUGGACGGUGUUAACAGUUGACAAUCCAUCAUACAGAUUCUUUCUUGCUAUAUUUUGUGCAUACUGUAAAUAUUGGCUGGUGGUUAUAAGAAUAUUUAGCCGUAGGAGAAGUAAAAUGUAUACUAUAGUUAGCCAGAUUGGUCGGUAGGUUCAUAGAAGAUAUAAUCCUCGAUUCUUUGAUAGGCUUCAAUGCUUCAUCACAGUGUAUGUUAUUUAUAGACAAAACUAUAUUCCUUGUACAUAAUCAAGAAAGAGCAAGUUUUGGUC